AUGGAUUACUCGGACCUGACCUUUGAGCUGAGCAGCUCUGGGUCCGAUACCCCGCCAGCGGAAGCACCCCCAUGCUUUGCAGAGUGUGACGAAAUGAAAGACCCGUCGGCGCUCAUUGAUGAGAAAGAGAAAGAUGAAGAAGACGAGGAAAAGAGAGACGGACANGUUGAACCAUCACAUCAACAAUGCACUCCUUUGGUUGAACCGACAAUAAAACUAGAAGACCUGAUGGCCCACGCAGCGGUUCGCUUUGUGGAGGCUGGAAACUACGACGACCUUAACCUCCCGGUUUUGGUACGACCACAAAAGAAGACAUCUAAGUUUUCUUUGGGGCGCUCAUUCCGUUCUGUCGCCUCCUACCUUGUAUCCAAUGUAGGACCCAGAUUUCAGGAGAGGUAUAUUGCCGUGGAGGAAUGCCCCACGCGUUCCGCACUAUUUGUAGUGCGUCAUGCUCGGCAGAAGAGUAGCAAUGCCGAUGUGGCAGCUGAAGAGCUCGGUGACGUUGUCGCGAGUUUCCCACUUAGUCGAUUGGUGGAUGUGGCUUCCUUUUCAGUCCUUAAAAAAGAUUUGUUCGUGUUCGGUUUGAUUUCUGGUUUUCUGAAUCCAAGCAGUACCAAUGAAAAGACUGCUGAGACCAAUGCCCCAGAUCGGGAGAUGCCUUCGUUCUUUAGUUCAUCUGGUGACGUUGGCUUGCAGCUUGUGUUCAAGGAAUCGCCUGCCGACUUCUCGGUGGCGAAGGACCAAUUUCGGAAAGUGGAAAUACAAUUUUUGUCCGCCAAAGAGCGUGAUGUGUGGUUGCGGUGUCUGGAGGAGGCCUACAUAUUCUUCCUCUUAGAGUCUGUACGUACAGGAGAUGGCGCUCGGCUGUCAGCUGCCGAUGUGAAAGGACUUGUGAGGGAAAGCAACCGGCUACUGCAGGAAAAACCACCACCAGCAGUGAUAGAGCGCCAUAUCGACUUUUUUCUUUCCUCAGCCGGUCGUGAGGUUAUAGAUGAUUCGCAUGAGACUCAGGUCGCAGACCCAAAUGACGUCCCUUGUGGUGGUAUUCUUCGUAUUGACUUGGGUGAUGGUCACUACGAGCCACGACGGUUUGCGUACAAAAAGUCUGUUAGGUACUCAUCCUCGGGUGAAGAGAAGGUGGAGCAGGAGUACCUGGUCAUGUACCCAACAACUGUGUCGCAGCAUGUGCUUAUGGUUCCUAAGCAUAAGGUUCCAAUUUCGCAGCUGCGUGUUUUUGUGGAGGAAGAGCACUGGGGAAACGCAUUCUUUCUCGAACAGACGGCAGAGGCCACGGAUUCGCAAAGAAAGUCCCUAUUUGGGGUGUGCCGAAGUCAUCUUGCUAAGCUACAGUCUGCGUUCACUGCUCCAGUGUUUGUUGGCAGCAACAGUGCUAGCGGUUUUGCCAUCACAGAAACGAUUGAACUCCAAACCAAUAGUUUCCCAAACCGCAUCAAAUGGCUCAAGUGGUUUGAGGCGGUGCUGAAGAGGCCUGUUGUGUACCUAUCACGUGUUCGCGAGGAGAAGGAGGCCGAGGGCUCGACGCGUACCCCAGUUCGACGGGCUAAUUCACUCUACCCGGAGUCCAUGUCUCCAGAGGCUGGCAGGAGUUAA
This is a messenger RNA of Trypanosoma grayi, 1611 nucleotides long. RefSeq lists its product as hypothetical. The transcript has a single exon. Bases 1 to 1611 code for a protein of 536 amino acids. The record is from RefSeq and is a predicted model, not a curated record. NCBI's taxonomy places the organism in Eukaryota, Euglenozoa, Kinetoplastea, Trypanosomatida, Trypanosomatidae.